AUGGCGGAAGCUGAAGAGGAGGACGAUCUUGAGGUUCCCCUCGAGUUCAUCUGUCCCUUAUCUGACGACAUAAUGCGCGAUCCCGUAAUCAUCGCGUCAGGACUCAGCUACGAGCGCGAUCUGAUCAAAGUAUGGUUCGCAGCAGGCCGGCGCGUCUGCCCUAAAAGCGGCAUGAAACUCGACCACACCGAGUUCUUCCCGAACGUCGCUCUUAAAGCCCUCAUCGCCGAGUGGUGCGAAAAACACGAUCUCGAUCUCGCGCCUCUCCCGGAAGGCCUCGAGGAGGAGCUUGCCGCGCAAGUUCGCGCGCAGGACGAGGAACCGUCUCCGACGUCGUCUAGCCGCGGCAGCCCGGGCGGGAGAGGCGGCGGGAGCGGCGGCGGCGGAGGAUACAGGGAUGGCCCGAGACGGGGCCGACCUGGAGAUGACUAUGAUGACGCGGACGAAUCUCAGCCCCACAUGCAGCGGUCCGCUAGCGCGGGGAACGGGAGGCGGAGGGGACCGGGGGAUCGAGAGAGGGACGAGGAUAGCGGGUCUGAUAGGGGGAGUGGGCGGACUGGAUCGCGUACGCGAGAGGCUUAUAGCGAGGACGAGGACCGGCGGGGCAGGGGGAGUGGCGGGGGAAGGGGGGGCGGCGGAGGUAGUCGGCUGCAGCCGCGGAGUGAGGAGGAGAGGAGAGCGCGCACAGGGCGUGUGGCGGCGCAGCUGCUGUCGCGGCAACGGGGGAGAGGGGGAGGGGCAGGCGGAGGAGGAGGCACCGCGCGGGAACGAGGGAAGGAUGGUUAUAGAGACCGGGAGCGGGAUAGCGAUUCCGAUAGGGACGGGGAAGGACACCGCGAUAGAAACAGAGAUGGGUAUAGGGACAGAGAUCGCGACAGGGACCGGGACAGAGAUAGAGCGCGGGAACCGGAUAGAGACAGGGAUCGCGAGAGGGAUAGGGACAGGGACAGGUAUGGAGAGAGGGACAGGGAGAGAGGAUGGGAGAGGGAGAGGGGUAGGGGAAGGGAUGAUGACAGUAUGAAUUCUCCUAGGCGCCCUCCUUCGGACCGAGGGGGGAGAGGAGGCGGGAGAGGCCAGGGAAGGGCUGGGCCACGCGUGGCGGGGAGAGGCGAUAGGGACGUGGGGAGAAUGGGGAAAAAAGAGGCAGAGGAGAAAGCAGGGGAGGCAGCGGAAGCUUCGGGGAAAGAAUCGGCUGCUGUGGAAGGCACAGAUGCGAUCGACCGGGGCUCGUCGGCUGACCGGGAAGAGGGGAUCAUGCGGCUCCGGUCUGCCCUGAAAGAAAGUUCCGAGGCGCGGCGGCGCGUGGUGAACCGGUCCGACGGGAUACCGAUUCUGGUGGAUCUGGUGGAGGAUUCAUCAGCGUUGGUAGCAUCUGGGAGUGAAGGGGCGAGCAGGGAGAGCCGGAUGGAUGCUCCGGCUGUGCUAGACUGUGCUGUGUCGGUGAUUCUUCAGCUGACACAGUCUUACGAUGGGGCUCUAGAGGUGGUGGAUGUUGGGGGAGUGGGAGUUCUCGUGGAUUUAGUUGAUGGCAAGUGCAGAAAAAAGGGUGGAGGGAGGGAUGGGGGCAGCCCGAAAGGGGCUGAUGACGGUGCAGCUAGCAAGUUUUCGGAGUCGGUGCGAUCGAACGCAGCGGCGGCGCUGUUUGCGAUUGCCACGUGUGACGAUGAUGACAAGGAGGAUGAGGACGGGAGGAGGAGGAGGAGGAGCAGCAGGUACCGGAACAAGAUUCUCCGAUGCGGCGGCAUCCCUCCGCUGCUGAAGCUGCUCAAGUUAGAAGCCGCUCGGUGCCGGAAAGACGCGGCUCUCGCUCUCUUUGCCCUCUCAGACGACCCGGACUGUGCCGAUGAGAUAAUCCGGGAAGGCGGGGUGAGCGUGCUGGUGGAUUCUCUGUCAGACAAGCGGCCGGGAGUGGAAGAGAAGGCCAUGGCUGUGUUGGCGAAUCUGGUGAAGUCCAAGGAGGGACAGGCAGCUUUGCUAGAGGUGGAGGGGACGCUGGUGAUGCUGGAUGUGCUGGAGAGUGAGUCGGAACGUGCACAGGAAGAGGCCCUGUUUGCAUUGUACCAUCUGGUUACCACCGGCGUGGUUACGCCUGCGUUUUUGCUGAACGAUGGGGCGCUGUUUCCGGUGGCGAAGAUGGCUGCGAAGAAAGGGUCGCCGCCUGAAGCCCUGGAGCUGCAUAAGAUUCUCACAGCUGCAAGGAAGAGUGUGGCCACUUGA
Messenger RNA from Closterium sp. Naga37s-1, 2217 nucleotides. The record is from the annotation of a GenBank genome assembly. NCBI's taxonomy places the organism in Eukaryota, Viridiplantae, Streptophyta, Zygnematophyceae, Desmidiales, Closteriaceae.